CUGAUUGUGUCUUUGUGGUUUAGUUAUGAGGUGUUAGAGGAAGAUAGUGAGAAGAUGAACCUGCCAGUGUACUUCAGAGAGAGGCAUGCUAAGCACAGCGGAGGCUCUUCGGGCACGAUGCUCUUCGGCCAGCCUCUCCUCAUCACCGUCCCACGCCACAACCUUACCGUAGAUACCCUUUAUGAUCGUGUGCUGGAGAGGAUCGGGCGCUACGUUAAACGUUCACAGGGUACCAUUACAGACAGUAGAGCAUCUGCCUCGGCCACAUCCUCUAGCAGCAGCCAAUCACCAGAAUGCCUCGCUUCAGUGUCCAGUCACAGCACAGGCCUGAGUGGCUGCAGCAGCCCAGUUUCAGAUGGAGCUUCCUGCAGCGCUGGAUCCAACGGCAGCAACCACUCUGGAACCUGCAAUGGCCCCAAUGGAGUUUGUGAUGGUGAUGAGGAAGCCAUGGAUCACCAGGAGAGUCCAGAACCAGAGAACAGUCAUUCAGACACUGUGGAUGGAGAGGAGGAUUCAGAACCAGAGAACGGGCCCAAUUGCAGUGGUGGAAAAUCUUUUACUUCUCGACCGAAACUCUUUUCUUUCAGCAUGGUCAACUCCUACGGCACAGCCAACAUUAGUUCUCUCCCAUUUGAUGGCAAUCUCCUAAAGCUCACAACUCACUCUACAGUAGCCAUUGAUUGGGAUUCAGACACAAAGAAAUUGUGCUACGAUGACCAGGAGGCUGAGGCCUAUGACAAACAUGAGAGCAUGCUACAUGCUCAGAAGAAGAAGACUACAGUAGCUUUAAGAGAAUGCAUCGAGCUCUUUACUACAAUGGAGACCCUGGGAGAACACGACCCCUGGUACUGCCCCACGUGUAAGAAACACCAGCAGGCCACAAAGAAGUUUGACCUGUGGUCUCUCCCUCGCAUUUUGGUCGUGCAUCUGAAGCGCUUCUCUUACAACCGCUGCUGGAGAGACAAGCUCGACACUGUUGUAGACUUUCCAAUUAGGGACUUGAACAUGUCAGAGUUUGUUUGUGACCCCAAAGCUGACCCAUACGUCUAUGACCUCAUUGCUGUUUCCAACCACUAUGGAGGAAUGGGCGGAGGCCACUACACGGCAUACGGCAAGAACAAGGUGGAUGGCAAAUGGUAUUACUUUGACGACAGCAGUGUGUCGUCUGCAACUGAGGAUCAGAUUGUGACUAAAGCAGCCUAUGUGCUAUUUUACCAACGCAGAGAUGCGGACACGCCGUCCAAAUCCACCCCCUCCGCAUCACUAGGCGGAGCUCCAGAGACCCCGGAUGACCACAUGGACACCAACUGAGUUUCUUUUAGUCUUUCAAGGACUGGCACUGAAACAAAAACUACAUAAAGAUGAAAUCAUCAAUGCAUCGACGCACAUCCCUGGCUACUUCAGUGACUAUUAAAGGCUCACAAACAGGCCCUUUGUUUUUAGCUUUAUUUUAAUUUUUUCUUUCUUUCACACAUGCGUCUUUAUCAAGAGCCAAAAAAAGAAUAUUAAUAAUAAAUAAAGAGAAUUUUAGUUUGAAGCGUGACAUGAAAGACUUUAUUCUUGGACCUUGAUG
Sinocyclocheilus rhinocerous is the source of this 1573-nucleotide messenger RNA. RefSeq names its product ubiquitin carboxyl-terminal hydrolase 4-like. The coding region runs from base 55 to 1311 and encodes 418 amino acids. NCBI's taxonomy places the organism in Eukaryota, Metazoa, Chordata, Actinopteri, Cypriniformes, Cyprinidae. Gene Ontology annotation, molecular function: cysteine-type deubiquitinase activity. The record is from RefSeq and is a predicted model, not a curated record. Gene Ontology annotation, cellular component: nucleus. The transcript is spliced from 9 exons. Gene Ontology annotation, biological process: protein deubiquitination.